Molecule: messenger RNA, 2973 nt
Organism: Paramormyrops kingsleyae
Lineage: Eukaryota; Metazoa; Chordata; Actinopteri; Osteoglossiformes; Mormyridae
Gene: gmppb
Product: GDP-mannose pyrophosphorylase B
Biological process (GO): GDP-mannose biosynthetic process
Molecular function (GO): mannose-1-phosphate guanylyltransferase (GTP) activity; GTP binding
Source: RefSeq, a predicted model, not a curated record
UGUUGUUGAGAGGAAUUGUGGUCCCAGAAACGUAGUCAUUCAAAAGAAAAGCAGUAAACGUUCCUGACUAUGAUUAGUCGUGCAUAAAAUCUGUUGCUUUAUUUUUGUUUCUUUGUUUAAUCGAUAGGCUUUCACUCUUCCUUUCGGUCUGUCCACGUUUGUGUGCCGAGCCUUUUUACUUUAACGCAUGUUAAUCGUACAGCCUAACUUUAGCUAAAGUACACAGACGUACCAUGAAAGCGCUGAUCCUCGUUGGCGGCUAUGGCACCCGGUUGCGCCCCCUCACCCUCAGCGUGCCCAAGCCGCUGGUUGAGUUCUGCAACAAGCCGAUCCUGUUGCACCAGGUGGAAGCUCUGGUGAAGGCUGGAGUCAACCAUGUAAUCCUGGCUGUGAGCUAUAUGUCAGACCUACUGGAGCGAGAGAUGAGGGUCCAGGAAGAAAGACUAGGAAUAAAGAUCUCCCUCUCUCAUGAGAAGGAGCCAUUGGGGACAGCGGGACCUCUGGCCCUGGCCCGGGAUCUGCUCACCGACGACUCUGAGCCCUUCUUCGUGCUCAACAGCGAUGUCAUCUGUGACUUCCCUUUCGAGGAAAUGCUCAGGUUCCACAAGAAUCACGGAAGGGAGGGGACUAUCGUGGUCACCAAGGUGGAGGAGCCAUCCAAGUACGGAGUGGUCGUGUACGAAGUGGAGAACGGCUGCAUACACCGCUUUGUGGAGAAGCCUCAGGUCUUUGUUUCCAACAAAAUCAAUGCGGGGAUGUACAUUUUCAGCCCCUCCAUGCUGGAUAGGAUACAGCUGAGACCCACUUCCAUUGAGAAGGAGAUCUUUCCAAAAAUGGCCCAAGAGGGACAUCUGUAUGCCAUGGAGCUUCAGGGGUUCUGGAUGGACAUUGGCCAGCCCAAGGACUUCCUGACAGGGAUGUGUAUGUACCUGCAGUCCGUGAGGCAGCACAGUCCAGACAGACUCCGCACUGGGCCUGGUUUCCUGGGCAACGUCCUUGUGGAUCCUACCGCUCAGAUCGGGCAGAACUGCACCAUCGGACCCAACGUGACUCUGGGCGCAGGGGUAGUGCUGGAGGAUGGGGUGCGGAUCAAGCGCUGCACCGUGCUGAGGGGAUCUCGGGUGCGAUCCCACUCCUGGCUGGAGUCCUGCAUCGUGGGCUGGAGCUCCUCCGUGGGCCAGUGGGUACGGAUGGAGAACGUCACUGUGCUGGGCGAGGAUGUCAUCGUCAACGAUGAACUGUACCUCAACGGGGCCAACGUGCUGCCUCACAAAUGCAUCUCCGACUCUGUGCCUGAUCCAAGCAUCAUUAUGUAGGGGGGGCUGGGGGGGGGGGUGACGAGCAGGACGUUCCUGCACUGAGCCUGGGCAGCUGUCACAAGAGGAGGCGGCUGGACUGAACCGAAGGGGCUGGAGUCACAGCCUGGGCCUGUGUGAGAUUCGCUAUGCAUAAUAGAGGGUAGCUCACGAUCGCCAUAUGGAUGUGUGUGUAUGUCGCUGUAUGUGUGAGGAUGUUCUAAUCAAGAAAAAAAAAAUUCUUGAAAUUUAGGCUUUAAAAGCUACAUCGGGUGCUACUGUCCUUUGCUGCCACUCAUGCCUGCAUUUAGCCAAAUGGGAAAGUUAUAAAGUAGCUGCCAGGAAUUUGGGGGAGCGCAGCGGGGGCUGGUGGUGCCUGAUCAGCCGCCCCGUCUUGGCUUUUCGGAGCCUCGUCUCUCCAUUCAUCAGACCCAGAGAUCAGACCAUUUCAUCAGCAUGCGGACGUAUGACGUGAUUCUUUGGAACGUGUGUCGGAUUUCAGCUUAAGGAUAGUGAUCCAGUGUGUGCUGAUGUGUACAAAGAGGGAAGCGGGGGGAGGAGGAUCUACCAUCCAUCAAUGGAAAAUCCAAGUGCACAUACCCGCUGAUUUAAAGAAGUCUUUUGUAUGUACAUUCUUUGGUAACAGACACUGGGUAUGCAUUGAGAUAAGUGUAACAGCUAUUACUGGGGUAAUAGUAAUUUCAAAGUAUUUAUGCCUUAAAUAGCUGAUAUUUCAUAGCACCUGAUAUCGUCGCUAGCCAGAGGUCUGUAUGCCCUAUGUCAGUGGAAGUGUUUACAAAGGGGGGAAAAACGUACUUUACACUGUUGAUCAUGAUUUUCGGACGGCUUUAACUUCAGUUAGGCAAGCUUUGUGAAUGCUGGUCACAGCUGAUCACAUGGUAAUCCGGUCAUUUCAGUCUGGUCACAGCUGAUCACAUGGUAAUCCGGUCAUUUCAGUCUGGUCACAGUUGUCCUGACUCAUUCCUAUUUGUUUCACGAAUCUCUAAAAAAAAAAAUGGGUUGAACAGCUGUAAAUCGAAUUGCAUAUUUUUCUCUGCCAAAGGUAAUGUGAGAUUACCUGUGUGAUAAUCACUGAAUUAGUUUUUUUUUUUUUUAAAAAAAAUACUAAAACAUACUUUGAAAAAGUAUCAAGAAAUAUUCAAUAUGAAGAAUACAGUGGUGGAUGUCUUCAGACUGAUGUUUCUCGAACAUCAUCUAAGAUUCAACAAUAUCUAAGACUAAAAGUUUUGUUUUUAGUAAUAAUAUACCAUAAUUAAUCUUACUGGGUUGUCAUUUUUAAACCUUUGUCUUGUAGGAAUUAUAAGCACACCUAUUUUUCAGAUUAUGUGUCAGUGUGAAGAGGUUUUCAUUCUGACGUUGACUUGUGUUAGUUGGGAGUCUGAAAUAGUUUUUAUUUCUAUCAAACGUCUUUUCCCCAUCCAGUUACUGUGAUUCGAUACGAUGCCUCAUGUCUCAUCCUCUCUGCCUUGUUCGUGGGCGAUGUUAGGCCUAAUAAAUACAAACGACGAACAUUUACUUAAAAACGUAAAAGUUUAAAUAGCAGUGCUUCGAAUAGCUUAUGAACAUUCAGAUAAGUAUGCAUUUGAAAUUAACAUGACCUAAUAAACUCAAAAAUGCAACGUGAUACCUGCACAAUUAAACAGUCAUGUUUGCCUGG